ACCAAAGCCACAGCCGUUCUAACUCGAUUCGGUCGUCCUCGUGCGGAGAGACUCGACACCUCGUCGAAAAGACCAAGUCCUAACGAAGUGGCGCGACGAUCGAGUUAGCUUCGACACACGUGCACCUUCACAGUGGACAUGGAACGACCUGUUCGUACGACGAGGUUUGUUCGCGUAGAAAGCCAGUGCGAGGUGAAAGCGCGAGGUUCGAUCGGGUGUCGUCGAUCAAUGCGCGAAGGAAAAUUCAACGCUUGAGAACUGGAGAGAGACGAUCGUUGCGGGGCCUGUCGGUCCUCGGGGGUCUAAUGGCACCCGACCUUGAGAAAAGGCGGCAGGAACUGAGGAGGACCAACAGCGUUAACUUGGAGCCAGGACACGAGCAUCUUCAAAUGCUCCUGCAGCUUCGUUACAGUGGAAAUGCGUUGAUCGAGCCUUAUCGGAACGGUAGCAAUGCAGGAGGUCGAUCGUCAGCGGUGACAGGAUCGGUUCAAAGAAGCACCGUCACGUCGAGCAACCGCGCGCACUCCGCCACAAGGAGGAUCAACCGUCAGCAACAGCAGGAGCAGCAGCAGCCGCAGUUACAGCAACAGCCAAGGAUACCCUUGGGAUCCUUACGAAGCUCGGAUGAGCACGGGUCAAGGGCCAGCUCGGCACAAGACAGUUGCGAUAACUCGAACGAUUCUGGUCUCGGCUUCGAGGACCGUCAACAGCACCUCACCAACGCAAACGCUUGGAACGGCGCCGGCGAGGAGGACUCGAAAAGAAGGAAAAUGGACAUCAAACUCGAGUCCGAGGACGCGAACUUUGCGUUCCCGGAGGUGGCACACACGACCAGCCCUGACAGCAAGACGGCCAGCAGAGGCACGUCCAAUGGAAUUGGAGGAUUAGCCACGAUCUCCGGAAACCGGACAGGAAAUGGAGCUACGGGGAGAGUGGUCGAGGUCCCGAGAUCUCGUCCGGGCUUGAGCGUCCUUGCUAAGAGGACUCAGCACGGCCCUGUCACCCUCACCUCUCAACUGUGUAGCGCUUCCACAGAUGGGAAGGUGCAAUUGCAAAUCAUUUGUCAACCGGAGCAGCAGCACAGAGCUCGCUAUCAGACGGAAGGUUCGAGAGGGGCAGUGAAGGAUCGAACCGGUAAUGGAUUCCCGAUCGUUCGCCUCGUUGGUUACGACAAACCGACCACCCUUCAAGUUUUCAUCGGCACGGAUCUCGGCCGUGUCGCGCCCCAUAUGUUCUACCAGGCCUGCCGCGUGAGCGGCAAAAAUUCGACGCCGUGCAUCGAGCGGAAGAUAGACGGCACCAUCGUGAUCGAAGUGGACAUGGAUCCAGCGAAGGACAUGAUGGUUACGUGCGACUGCGUCGGCAUCCUGAAAGAGAGGAACGUCGACGUCGAGCACAGAUUCCCUCAGGAAGCCGGGGUGCUUCAAGGACGUAGCAAGAAGAAGUCGACCCGAUGUCGUAUGGUUUUUCGUACAACCAUCGCCCAUCCGGACGGUGCAACAGAAACUUUGCAAGUUUGCUCGCAACCGAUCGUUUGCACUCAACCACCGGGAAUACCAGAGAUCUGUAAAAAAUCACUCACAUCCUGCCCAUGCACCGGAGGAUUAGAAUUAUUUAUACUCGGCAAGAAUUUUCUGAAAGAUACUCGCGUAGUGUUCCAACUGGACAACGAUGAUCUGUCGAGUAGCUUGGAGCCGCAUUGGGAGUGCGCGGUUCUGCCCGAUAAGGAAUUUCUGCAACAAACUCAUCUGGUAUGCGUGGUACCAGCCUACAAGCGACAGGAUCUGACACCUUCGGAAACUGUCAGCGUAAAAUUGUACGCGGUAUCGUCUGGAAAAACGAGCGAGCCUCACACGUUCCUCUACACCGCUGCGUCCACGCCACCUGAACCAUCCGUUGGAAAAAUUGAGCCUAUAACACCACCUCUGUCCACCAAUAACGGCGAUACUGCUCUGGCAACGUCUCCUGUCGCGGUGUCUCUAACUACAGGUGUAUCAUCGAACACUCUGAUUACACAAGCAGCCGCAGCAACACCGAAUUUCUUGACGACCAUACAGCCGCAACAAUCAACGUCCCAGAAAACGGAAGCUCUGAAGAGCGAUCCGAGCCCGCCACCAGUGACGGCAUCCUCGCAGGUAACACCAGUUAUGAUAUGGGCUGCACAAAGUCCAAAUUGCCAAAAUUCACCGCCUGACGUGAUGAUGCCGCCACCAGCUUUGGUAGCGAAUUCGCUUUUAAAUCGCAGAUCGUCUUCGAAUCUUCAAUUAAUUCUGCCAGAUAAUUUGAAGACCGAGGUACUUGAUGAAAAUAGCGAGAACAGCAUGAUUAGCGAGAACAGCAUGCAAAGCAUACCGACGCCGACUGCGAACGGUUCGAAUGGCACCAGCCCGUUGCAACAGCUCGUCAGCGAUAGCUCGAGGGAAACACCGCAGGCUAACAUGAUCAGAUCGGUUCCUGUUGCGGCGAACGGCUCGCCGGUACAGGAGGCGGUGAAUCUUCUCGGCGUGGCAGAUCUAAUGCGAAACCCGCAUUCGUUAUCGAUGGUCACGGCACAUCAGAACACCUUCGGAGGUAUGCACGAAUCGUCUCAAGUCAAAGUUCUAAGUCCUCAUCAUAUCAACAAAGAAACUAACCCGAUGUUGCCGACAGAAGGCAGUCCUAAUGGAAGUCUUCAGGGUGGCGGUGUUGUCGAUCUUCGCAUGAAGCACCACCAAUCGGAUUUCGGUACAUUGACAAACUUUACCGCUACACCGAACGGGCAGCUGCCUGCACAGAGUGGACAUAGCGUAGAAAAAUAUCUGAACCAUAUCGAAUCGAACGUCAAGGAUGCUGAGAGUCAGGAGAACGGAUUCGUAGGUGGCCUGCAACAACGAGCUUCCAUUAUUACUACAGGACGGCAGUCUCAACAAGGACAAGCUUCUAAUAUUUUAGCUUCUCCCCCUCAAGGCGUCAAGUUAGAUACUCUCGUCAACUCUGGCGCUGAAUCUCAUCAGUUGGUAUCGCCACUGCGUACCGUGAAUCCCAAUAGUAAUACCAUAAUGAGUCACGUUUCCGCGAUUACCGAUCACGAAACGAUCUCGAGCCCACAAAAUAAAGCUAGCCCACCAAUUCCUGUCAAGGCGAUGCUUCUCGAAGCGUUGAUGCCGCCUCAGACUGUGCCACCUUUGCCAGGAAAUGGUGCGACAUCUGUCUCGCCGCCUUCGUCGGUAGUUACAGAGCAAACUAACGACGACAGUCUGCUCACUACGAUCAACGCCGCUCUAUUACCGCCGAUGCAGGAGCCGCCCGUGACUGCGACCGGUACGUCGAAUUCUAAUGUUAGUGUACCAUCUCAUAAUCCGUUACAAGUUACGAACGAGAGUAUGUCGACAGCGUCGGAGCACAUUCCGCAGAUGCCUGGUCUUAUACAGCAAGAUGUUGUAGCGAUGCAACAGGUGCAACAAGUGGAACAGGUUGUUGCGCAGGCACAACAGCAAGUUGAACAGGUUGUCGCGCAGGCACAGCAGCAAGCGGUACAGGCUGUACAACAGGCGCAACAGCAAGUCGUUCAGCACGUAGUGCAACACGCGCAAGUUGUCCAACAGGCUGUUCAGCAGGUGCAGGCGGUACAGCAAGUUCAAGCUGUACCGGCUGUUCAACAGGCAGUGCAGCAAGCCACUCAGGAAGUGGUUCAGCAAGCGGUGCAGCAAGCUACGCAGGAAGUUGUGCAACAAGUUCAAGCGGUUCAGCAAGCGGUGCAACAAGCGCAAGCGGCUCAAGCGAUGCAACAGGCGGUGCAGCAAGAUAUCGGCUCUAUGUUGAAUCAGCCUGCAGGCUUCGUUGCUGAAGCUAGUUCUGCUUUAGCCAGCGGAGCGGCCCAGGAACCGUCUCAACAAAGGCUAACCAAUGCUGCGGAACAAGCGAUCAGUAGUGUAAUUACUAACGCUACUCAAGAUAUUAUUAACAAUCGACCCAUUACUACGACAACCGCGCAUGCCAUUAUCGCAACGAAGAAUAUAUUAAAUAGUGUGGCCACUCAAAGUGCCCAAUUGAUGAACAGUGCUAUGGAGGGAAUUCUGCCUAAAUCGCCUCCUGGCCAAAGUAAUAUCGUUGAACAGGUGACGAGCAAGUCGCCACCAGUUGCCUUACCUGUGACACCCAACAGACAAAAUGUAAACCCACCUAUAGCAAACGCGGCUAACAGUGCAAACGGUACAACGGUUAGAAAGCAGGAAGACGGUAUGCUGCCUCAGGAGCUUACCUCGAUGUCGGAUCAUGAUCUGUUAAGCUACAUAAAUCCGAGCUGCUUCGAUCCUCAAAACGGUUUUCUUGUGUAGUACUGCCGUAUUCUUGUCAUUAAAAUAUAAUUGUGUAUUCGAUGUAUCUUCGGAUAUGGAGAGAGGGCGUGAAAGUAAAAAAGAAUGAAAACGAGCGAGAGGAAGAGAGACGAAAAGAAUGAGAGAACGAAUGAACGAAUGCGAGAGUAUAUAAUUAAUUCCAAUCGGUUGGGUAUGAGAGAUAUAGUCUUGGCUCGGUACGAGUUAUAUAUUUGUGCCACAUUGUCGUUUCAGACUUUGUAUGUGAUAGUUACGAAAUCCGUUUUUAUAUGACGAAAAUGGACGAAGUUAGCACCACCUUUAUAACAAUUGAAAACUUUUAAUGUGUUAAGUAAGACGGGCGCACAAGAGCGCGACAGUUAGGGUUUUCUUUAACUUCCUUUUUCUACGAGUUGUCAAAUGUGAUAAUUCAUUUUAUUUAUCUCCAUCAAAUGUCUCUUGCGCAUCCAGGUGCCUUUCCCCCUGUUGUAAAGUAUCUGAAACUGGUCUUUCUCGUUGCGAAAAAAAAGAAACGUUGGAAGUAUAUACGUAUAUAUGUAUUAUAAAAAUCAACAGGUACUGACCCCACUCAACUCUAAACGGAGUCACCGGAAUUGAGUGUAGUAGAAGUUACGUUUUUUUUUCUCAUAGUAUCUUAAAAUAGAAUUCUACAACAGAGUUCAUUAAUACAUUAAUGCAUCUUCUUUUCUUUGACUUGAUUUCAUUCUAACAAAUGAAUCAUCUUGUUGUUUGAUGUCGUUUCUAUCAUAUAUGUUUUUAAGUAUAUAAUAUAUUUCGUAUGUUGUUUAAUAAUUACAAUUUUUUUGUUGAUAAUAUCAAUUAAUAGAAUAUUAUGUGAUUGCGUUGCUGAUGUUAUCGAUAAUUGCUAGAUAAAUGCAAAACGACAGAGAGAUUAUAUUAUAUGUCGAUAUGAAAAAUAAUUAAUAUAGAAAAAAAUAUAUAUAUAUAUAUACAUAUACAUAGUGUGUGUAUAUAUAUAUACAUACGUAAAGUGCGUAAAUAUAUAUAUUUUUUACGUUUACCCAAAGAGAGAAAUAGAGAUGAUCAGAUGAAGUGAGCUUAUUAAAGAUAUAAACGAAAUCUAUAUAUAUAUACACAUAUAUAGAUAUAUAUUGUAACAUCAUGUUACGUUAGGGUUUUGAACCCUUUGUUCAAAGUAAGGGGUGCUAUAACCGCGUGUAUGAAUACUCGCCAAUAUUAUAUGGUAGAAAACAGAUUUUAUAAUGAAGAUAUUGAAACGUUUAAUGUCGUGAUAUGUCUUUGUAGCAAAGUAUAUAUUUUACAUCGAGCAUCUUCACGUGUUACGUGUUCCAUGAGCUCGGAAAGUAAAUGAAAAGACUAUGAAUGCUGCAUUAAUCGAAUAAGCAGAUCAUUAUACUAUGUGGCAUAUAUUUCGUGAAAUUCUUUGUAGCAAUUACUGUACACUGUACGCACAUUUUUAGCAUUGUCAGCCUAAACAUUGAAAAACAAAAUUCAUGAAUAAUGUAUUAUCAUUUUGUUCCUGUAAGUCGAAUAAAUGUUUCACAGCAUCGCUUUCUUAAUGAUUUUCUCAACUGACAUGGAUAUGGAUUUAGUAUUAGACUACAAAUAAACUAUGAAACAAUAGUAUACUGUAUUUUAUCCAUUUUGUACAUUUACAAAUACUACGGAUUAAUUUAACAAUUUAAGAUUUUAAAUUAAAUAACUUGCUAAAAUCA
Molecule: messenger RNA, 6013 nt
Organism: Frieseomelitta varia
Lineage: Eukaryota; Metazoa; Arthropoda; Insecta; Hymenoptera; Apidae
Gene: NFAT
Product: nuclear factor of activated T-cells 5
Exons: 7
Coding region: 306-4316 (1336 amino acids)
Biological process (GO): regulation of transcription by RNA polymerase II
Cellular component (GO): transcription regulator complex
Molecular function (GO): transcription factor binding; DNA-binding transcription factor activity, RNA polymerase II-specific; RNA polymerase II cis-regulatory region sequence-specific DNA binding
Source: RefSeq, a predicted model, not a curated record